UAAAUUAUCUAAUUAACAGAAACUCCUAAGUAAGCUGUUUUCAUUGACGAUUUCAUUUCCACAUGUGAUAAAUAAAAUAAAGCGGAUGCCCCGAUCGGGUCGACUUGUUGAACAACAAAACCUGUGUGCAUAGAUAAUGAGUUGAGGUAGUCUAGAAAGAGGAGCCGGGUAUGUUUUAUGUUUCCUCAAAUGUAAUCGAGGCAUUAAUGCACUAAUCUUGUUAAAAAUGGAAACUUCUAGUAUGACUUUUUCUCGGCACGUUUAGUAUAGAGAAGCAUGAUUAUCUAAAAUCGGUUUUAAAGGGACGAACAUGAGGAGUUUGACAAAACCGACACGUGAGUCCCAGUACUUCGCGUGUCCUCUUUGGCCUUGAUAUUUAUUUUGCCUGUCUGGUCUUUUAUGUACCUUCCUCACUAUUUGCUUUCAACCCGUUAUAGUACAUUUGUUUUUAAAUUUGGGAGGCCUUAUUUAACUUAAACCUCAUAUGUAUCAAUGCUUUAUUUCACUCUGAAGUCAUGUUACUAUCUAUAUCAAAUAAAUUGACUUUAACUAGGCGAGUUGUCGACGAACUACACCCGGCCUUUUGUUGACUGGGCUGGGAAUGAACCAAUCACAGCAAAGAAGACUGACGUAAAUCUUUGUGUGGGUUUAGUUGACCUAGAUAGCUUUAACGAAGACGACUGUUUAUCUCAUUCUGUCUGGAUGUCAUUUGAAUCGAUUAUUUUGACUAAUUUGUAAAAUCAACAUGAUAAUGUUCGAUUAUACACUAUUCAAACAUACAAGCAUAGAUUUUUAUGUGUGUAUUUAUAAUAAAAGAAUCAACGUGAAUCGGACAUUAAAUUCCAGUUACAACAAUGAAAUUUUCUCCUGGGCUAGGCCGUAGUCUUAAACUUAAGCCUAAAUAUAGAAAAUAGAACAUGUAAUUUGUAAUAAAGAUUGAGACUAGAUCUAGAUGUUAUAGGUCUGGUUAAAAAAACAAAGUUUUUAAAUACUAAUAUAAUAUAGAGAUAAAUUGUUUGACAUUAAAUUAAAGCUGUUUUACAUGGUGCUGGACUACAGCAUGCUUGUAUGGACGGUGAAGGGAAAGACAAAAAGGAAAUUAGGCGGCCCAUGAAUGCAUUUCUAAUCUUCUGCAAACGCCAUCGAAGUGUUGUCAGGCAGAAGCAUCCAGAUAUGGAUAAUCGUAGUAUUACACGAAUGCUAGGAGAUCUUUGGGCUAACCUCGGAGAGGAAAAGAAUACAUACACUAAUCUUGCCAAACAGUAUAAAGAUGCUUUUUUAAAGGCCAACCCCAACUACAAGUGGCACAAUUCUGACAAGCUAGUAAACUCAACCUCCAAAGCAACAACUAAAACAGUCAAUCCCUGGAUGAUGAAGAGUGUUGGAGAUAUGUCUCAAGAAGGAUGUAUAAUCCCUGGAAAAUUAGCUGAUUUAGACAAGAUGGGUGGCUUGAAUUUGUUGUUGAUGGCCGACAAAGAGACAUCCCAUGAUGCACCAGUUUCAAGUUCAUCACUGUCGUCUGCACCAUCUCAUGUUGUGUCUACAUUUACUGAACAGCCUGCUAGAAGUCAGGCAAUCACUUCAACAGCAAACAGUGCUCUGUUGCAACUUGCCGAGAUGUGUUCAAGUGAGCUAAACAAGCCUACCAUUAGAAACUCCAGCCUGGUUGUACCCUGUGGCAAGGCUGGUUGGAGUGCUUCAAACUCUGCGUCUCUCAUCACUCAUUCAACUCCUAAAACGUCCAACUCAGUAACCAAUUCAUCAUACCAUCAGCCUAUGCCACCACCAAAGAAGAGAGCCAGGCACUGGAGCCUGACUGAACUCGACAGCGUCAGCGAUUCUCAGACUGUGAAGACGGAGAGGGAUGAUGAUGAUAGUCUGGACUUGUCUCCCCUGAAUCUGUCUGCACACCACAAAAGAAUUGUCUCCCUUCCACAGCUCGAGAAGUACUCAGAUGUGGAACACUUCAAACGGAGCACACCCAAAAGAAGGCUGUCAUCUUCUGCAACAGAGUCUAUACCUUCUCCUUUACCUUCUUACAUGGAAGGUGCUGAGUCUCCCGUGUUCCAUGACUCUUUUAACUCAGACAAACAGGAGUCCUCGUUGUCAGAUGUAAAAACUUUAGAUCAGUCUUCAAGAGAAUGUGAAAAACUUCCCAAUUUUGAACAGCGGUUCUCUCCAGGUUUUGUUUCUGGGGGACCUGGGGCAGUGCACCCGUCUAACACAGGUAGAUAUAAUGCAACGGGAGAGCUGCCACAGACCACUUCCAUCAAACUUGAACAUUUUGAUCUUCCAAAAGUAAGUUCUGUAAAACUAAACACUCCAGAGCUUAGCCAUUGGAGAGAUUUGAUGAUGAAGUCUAACCAGGCCAGCCCCAAAACCACAGUUGAACCAUUAACAUGUGUAAAACUUGAAGAUGGUUCUAACAGCCAGUGUUCUGUUAAGUUUGAGCCUACGAACUGGCUCUCUGAAGAAAAGUCAGUGAAACUUUUCAUACCUUCCACAUCACCUUGUAACGUACAAACCAACGGACCAGAAAAUGCAACAUUUGCUUUGGCCCAGAUAUAUGAACGAAUGAAGAGCCAGAGUCUUGCAGAAAAAAGUGUGCCCACCUCACAACGGGAGAUUUGUGAACCGAUUUCAAGAGCCCCUCCAUUGAACUCGUCCAGCACGGAGGUGAAGUUAAAAAAGAAAUGGGUCGAGAGAAUGCUAGUUGAGACGAAGCUCUAUGAAGAUGUUCAGCGACAUGAAAAAAUGCCACUUAUGCAUUCACACCAGGCGGAGGAAAAGAGAUGUGAAUUUAAAACAGAGGCUGAACUCAAUGGCCAUUCCAACAAAAUAACAGCUGGCUCUUCUCAAAAGGAUGCUCAAAAACAUUUAAAUCCAGUGCAGCCUUCUACAGAAGCCAUCAGUCAGCCAUGUCAAAUGCCAGUAAGUCAGCCGUGUCAAAUGCCAGUUUCCUUUAGUGCCAUUAGUCACCCAAAACUUAUGAUGCAACUGUCUCAAAAUCAAGCCCCACAUUCUUAUCAGCCAGGCCAAAUAUGGCGUCAGAAAUGCUGGUCAGGGAGCCCAACAAAAGAACUUCCCCAGAAACUGUUUGAAUGCGCCAAAGACACCAAAGAAAAGGCUCCCAACUCUGCUUGGUCAUCCGAGUCCAGUGCCAAAGAAGGGAAGUCACUGAAAGAACCAAUCCUAAAACCUAUAGCAGCUUGUGGUCAGAAGAUCUAUGAUCACAUUCUGCAGAAACUAAACAGCUCUAACUUCAAUGUGGAGAGACCUGUAAUGAAAACUCGGUUUCCAUUACCAGCCAUGACCUUGGUCGGUACAAAAUCUGAGCAAUUGUUGAACAAAAGCCCAAAAGAUGAACAGAUGUGGGUGUGGCGAGAUACAACUAGAAAACCGAUGACAGCGAGUAGCUUGGUUGAAAAGGUGGUUAGAGAGGUGUGUGGCUCGCCCCCCAGGAAAGAUGGUUGCAGCUCUUGUUGUACAUCUGAACUUCUCCCACCACAAAUUAGCUUGGUAGAUAAAAAUAGUCUCAGUCCAUCGCCAUUAGUCAUGACUAUCAAUCAAGAGAUGACUGGGAAAGAUAUUACAGCAGAGAACAAGUCUGAUUGGAGAGCUGGCAAGACAUCAGACUCUAGUCCAAGUCAUGAAGCUGACUCCAGUAGUAAAUGUGUCAUGCCAGCAAUAGAUAGUGGAGACCUCUCUGAACAUGAGGAUUCUAUUGUGCCCCAAGUAAGAAAAUCUAGACGAGCCAAUAGAGGCCAAAAAUAUCAAGAACUGAUCAAGGAAGGUUUCAUUCAGCCUUCAAGGGAAAGGUUGGCUGCUAGGAAUGCAGAGCGAAGUGGUCGUACUUUUGGGACCAAAGAGGAAUUUGAAAAGCUUGAUAGUAAAAAGGUUUUAAAGCGUUCUGCAAGUGAGAAAGAUUCAUUGAGUGAUUCAGCCAACACAAAACUUGUGUCAUCUCCAUCUGAUUCAGCUUUGUUUAAUGAAGAUGAAAAGAGAUUUAAAUCAGGAGCUUUUGACUUAGAAAAAGAAAUUGAAUCAUUGCCAGUUUGCUCCAUUGAGCAAAUGGAAAAGAAGAAAGCAUCUCGAAGGCGCUCAGACUUGGAGCCUCAAAUGUCUGGUAACAAAAUACCUGUGGAAACAGAUUCAGGAAUUCCUGGGAAAACUUCUGAGACAGUUGGUACAGUCAACUUUCAAGGUACUGGGUGCCCUGCGCCACAUAUACCUAUUCCUAAAGAAAAGAGGCCAUCUGAACCUGUGACUGGCAGCAGGAAACGCAAGGCUCGCAGUUAUUGCAUCACAAGGCUGUCAGUGGAGGCACAAGGUGAGAAGCAUAAAUGUGAUGUGAGCACAAGAGAUCAGCCUAAUGAAGAAGAAAAGACCAGCCCUUCUUCCAGCAGAAUUACAAUGCAAGCAGAAGUAACUUCAAAUGACAAUGAAGCCAGUCUAAAUUUACCAGUUCAAGUGGACCAGAAACUCCUGGACACUGAUAUGGCCACUAGUGCUCUUCUUAAGUUAUCAGCCACUAAAUGCGAAUCCAAACACAGUUCAGCCCCCAGUGCCGCCAAUAGCAACCUGUCAUUUGCAAUGACUUCAAAUGAAAAUAAAAAGCAGGCGUUUUCUGCAUCUAGACUGCCUAUCUCAACCAGCUCUUCUAAAAAUGUAAAUCCUUCUGCUGCAUCAUACAACAAGCCAUCUAAAAAGAGCAAAACACAAGUGAAAUGUAGAAAGGUCAAUUCUGUACAUACUUCCAGUGAUCUGCAAAUGUGUUCAUUAGAUUUCAGAGCUAGUCAAAAUAUUUCUAAUGCAGCUGGUCCAUUAAAUGUGCAUAAUUCUCCACUGCAUGUGUCAAAGAAAAAGUGUUCCGUCCAGUUUGUGAACAGAGGUGACACAAAUGUAGUCGCUUCCAGCCUCAAAGUUUCUCCUCUGUCAGAUCUGAAAGGGGGCAGUCCUACUGCCAGGAUGCUGUCUGCACGCCACAACGUCAGUGAAGCUAAGCUCAAGGAAGAGGCCAAUGAAAGUAGGGGGCACUUGAAUGUCAUUGGUCAACUGUCCCAUGGUGACAAUAUCAAAGACAGGAGCUCAAACUCACCGUUUGUGGAGGAACGUGGUGAGGGUGCCACUUCAGCCGUUGUGAGUCAGAUGGGUUCUUCGUGUACAACAGAUGACAGUCUGUCUCACAGAAUCUGCUUGGAGUCGCCCUGUACACCUGGCACCACUGCCACUGUUGUCAUAGCCUUGCCAAGUUACGUGAUGGGCAGUCAGCUGACAGUUCAUCCUCACCUGAGGGAGUCUGAACAGUGUGUUUUGGCUGGGGCAGACACCUACAUGCUGGUCAGCUCCAGCAAUUGUUACACUCUGGCUGCACCUGCCAAUGCUAUCUCCACCACACCUUCAUCGUCACUUUUCAAUGUUGCACCCUCUGUGAUUUCCUUGCCCAACUCCCCUUCCACUGCCAUGAAUGAAAUAGUAAGCUACUCUGUGAUUGGAUCAGGUUCUGUCAUGGAGGCAGGGUCACCCCAUAUGAUUGGCUCCCCCCAUUUGCCAGAGUCUCCGUCUGUUGCUGCUGUCCAGUCCUAAGUCAACUAUACAAGUUUUUUUCAAGUGAGGUGCCACCUGCAGAUUCUUUACAUACCAUAAGCCAUAUUUAUUUUGUAUUACCUACCUUGGAUACUUCACCAUAUCAUAGAUCAUUUUGAAGAGAGAUGUUGUAGUGUGUGUGUGUGGCAAUUCAUUAAAUAAUUAUUAAAAUGAUUAUGGCAGAAAUUAUAAUGGAGCCAUAAGAACAAAUAAUUAGGACUACAUUUAUCUUAUGUAGGUCAUGUGUGUGUCAUGGAAGGAAAUCACCUAAAUUCUGUUGGCAUUCAUCUUAAUCUUUUGACAGAAUCAUUUCAUGGUGUUGUUCCGCUUAAAAUUUCUUCCCGUGAAGGGUUUGUGAUGAGCACCAGAUUUCUGAGUGAUGUGAACAAGUUUUGUUUGUUGGGUCGUAUUCAGCUGUGGAUAUAUAUGUCUUUCAUCUUUCCGUACAUGACCUUUUUUUAAUUUACUAAUUUAUUUUGGCGAAAGAGGGAAAUGACCUCUUACCUAAGACAUUGCAAACCUUGAUCAACAUUAUUUUUUUGACUACUUGCGUUACUGUAUACAUUUACAUUACACCUGGAUAUAUAUAUAUAUAUUUAUUUAUUUCCCUUUUCUUAAAAUGAUCCUUGUCAAGGAAAACAAGUCUAAAAAGGCAUCCAUUUAACUUAUUUGAUAUACCUCAGUGGAAUAGACGUUUCUUUUUCUUCAUCAUUGGGAACAAAUAUGCAGGACUCGUGGAUAUUUGUUUCACGUCAUCGUUCAUCAAUACUUUUAGGGGAAAACACACUCUGUGUGGAUGUGUUCUACUUUGGAUAUUGAAGAUUUUGUUUCAUUUUGAAGACAUUUUAAACUGUUCCCUUUAGACAUAUUUAUUUUUUAAGAACCACGGUGGUUUGUUUUGACCAGAGAUAUUUUUAUUUUAAUGUUAACCCUUUAAAAGGUAAUAGACAAUUUUUAGAAACGAUUUUCUAAUUUAUUCAAUGUUAAUUAUUAACCUUUGACAUUUUACAUGUACAUGUCUUUUUUUUUUCUAUGUCCUACACAAAACUUUGAAAACGAAAUGUAUUGGUGCUGAGAAUUUCAGUCCAAUGUAAAUAGUGAAUGUGUAACUGUGUCUACUCUUACUAGUCAGUGUCAUAGUUUUGUCCCAUUGAGUGCAUGGUUCAUAGUUAUGAAUAACUAUUAUUUCACACACAAAAAUAAGGCUAAGGUAGGAUUUUUUUAAACUUUGUAAUGUGAAAAUAUUUUUUUCUAGUCGCCCAUUAUUUUCAUUUGUAGCUUCCUUUACUAGGUUCUUGCAGACCUGUGCAUAGUGAAGUAUUAGUAAAUUUAUUAAGAUCUUUAGUUUAGUUGAUUGUGUUAACACAGUUAAUUGUUAUAGUCCUGAACAUUACUGUGUGUAUGACACGUAAAACAAGAUUAGACUGGGUACCUUAACAUUGGGUUCCAUAGUGAACCAAUCAAAAAAGCCUUGGGUGAGAUCCCCACAUUUGUUUGUUUGCUUGCAUUUACUUUGUUAAAGGAAGUAUUAACAAUAUUCAACAGCUAAUAUUUGUUGACAAAUGUGCUUCAAUUUUUUCAAGGGACUUAGUAAUGGCAUUCUUGUCUGUCCGUUCUUUGAUGAGUUUAUUUUAGAGAGAAAAAGGUUUUCAUUGAUGUAUCAUUUGCUUUGAAUCUCUUCUUUAUCAAAAUGCUACUGACAGUGAUUUCAUGUGUGCCUUGUUUGGCUUGCCAUAUUUAUUCCACACGGCUGAGAUUAACCCAUUCAAUGUACAAUAGCAGUAUGUACACUGACAUUUAUGAUACUCUUUGAGUUGUGUGGAUAUAUGGUCAUUAUUUUUGCAUGGCUACUUAAAUGUUAUGAACUAUGUAGGCUUUUAUUUAACCUUUGAUUUACUCUAGCUGUAUCACGGAUUGAAAACUAAGAGCUCUGUAUGAAAAGCUAAAAUUAUUUUACGUUAUAUAAAAUUUUUUGUUUGUUUGUAUUAUUAAAAUGGUCAACCUUGUGCACUUGAACCUGGAUAUGCUGAUCUCUUAGGUGAAAAGUAUCCAGUAGUACAACCAACUAAAAGAUGAGACAUAUAUAUAUAUAUAUCUGUUAAUGUAAUUUUAAUUAAUAAGGAAUUGUCCUUAAGUGCAAAGAUGAAUGAAUAGUCCAGUAUGAGCCUACAAAUUAUGUCACAUCCAACGCAGAUAAAGCUUUUGUAAUAUCUAGAAAACACUAAAAAUUUUACUGCAUUUGGAGAUAAUGCAUGCUGCAACAAUCACUCCUUCAUUUUUGGAUUUUACUGCAAGUGCAAGUGUCAUAACUAGGUUUAACUCAAGAACCAAAUCACAUGCAUGCUUUCAGAAACAGACCUUUUGAUAGUUUUACAGAAGUUUUGUACACUAUGUUACAAAAGGUGUAGUUACAAAGUCUUUUUUUUUUUUUUUUUUUGUGGUUAAAUGAUAAGUUUUUAAAACAUGCUAUUUUUUGUGUGGUUUCUGAUUUUCAUAUUACAAUCAAUGCUUGAAUCAAACUGUCACGGGAUGAGACCAAAUUUCAGCUUUUGUCAGUGCUAGAAAUACUAGUAAGCCCUAAUUGUUUUUGUUUUUUUAUAUAUUUCAGUUUAGUGAAUUCUUUGUCAAAAUUAUUACUUUAAUUUUGGGUUCAAUUUGUUGUUAAAAGUAUAAUUUAGAAUAGUUCUAACGCUAAAUAAUUUUCUCAAACUUGACAUUUUCUUGUAUCAAAAAGAUUUGUAAAGCAGCAUCUCUGUCAUGCGCUAGGACAAGUGAAUGUUUGUAAGACUUGGCUAUUAAAUAUAUUAAAUCUAAUUAACUCCCUAUCAUUCAUCUAUAAUUGUGUACCAGCAUUCAGGCAUACAAUUUUUGUGUGAUAAUUUGUUGAACCACAAUUAGUAAUUUAAACCACAGUAUAUUUUAAUCAGUUAAGUUUGAUCUCAUAUUGUUAUAGAUUAGAAAUACAUCUAGAUUAGGGAUACAGUUAAACCCAUUUUCUUUUUAAUGGUAUGUGCAUGUCAUAUACCAGAAUUUUAUGGUUGAAUUCUUUUUUUCACAAACUUUGUGUCAAAACCUAAUUUUUUUUUUUUGGCAGGUAACUACAAAAACUGACAGAACAAUCAUGAUUGCUUUAUUUCACUACAUGACUCAACUUUUGACUUCCUACGAAAAGGUCUUGUCGAUAUUAAUGUUAUUUAUCCUCAGAAUUAUGGGUGCCAGAAUCUGCUUGUUUUUUCUUUUUAAAUAAUGAAGUUUCCACAGUAGGUUUUAAAAAGAAAUGGCUAGAAUUCAUUAUUUUGUUUUCAAGGCAUGUAUUUUCCACUAUCAAAAAGCAGCUUAUUUUUUUUUUGUAAUGUAUUCUACUUUAACUAAAGAUUAAAACAUUUCUUUUAAACACUGCAUAAGGCUAGGUUUAUAUUACUAUGUUUUUUAACAUAAGGCUAGGUUUAUAUUUUCUUAAAAUUGAUAUGGCAAUGCCCUUGUACACAAGACAUUUAUACUGUGUAUUUUUAUCAUGUGUUCUGUUCUUCUACAGUACAUUAUUUAUUCUUAUAGUCCUCUUUCAUAUAUAUAUGCACCUUAUCAAAAUGUUUUCUUAUACAUUGUAACGACUGACCAGAUGACAUGGUGUGACCUAGAGGACACUUGUGAAUUGCUUCACUCUGCCCAUUUUAUUAGUAUUUUCAGAACUUUUAUUUCAAAGCUGUUUCAUAUUUAUGCAAAAAAAAUAAUUAUGUAUUGUAUUGAGUCUCAUCAAAGAACUGACAUCUAUUUUUUUUUUUUUUUUUUAUUAAAUGAACUUCCAUAAAUUGGGUUUGAGACAUUAUAGAUUUGUUUUUGUUCGUUUUUUUAAAACUAAGAAUUUAUCUGAAAUUAUUGAAAUAAACCUUCUAGCGUCCUGACUUGCAUUUUGUUUUUUCUUGACUGAAAAGGUACAUUUUGAUUUGGAUUAUGUAUGAAAUAAAAUACAAGUUUUAUCAUUUU
Biomphalaria glabrata is the source of this 9570-nucleotide messenger RNA. RefSeq lists its product as uncharacterized. The transcript is spliced from 11 exons. The record is from RefSeq and is a predicted model, not a curated record. Gene Ontology annotation, molecular function: DNA-binding transcription factor activity, RNA polymerase II-specific; RNA polymerase II transcription regulatory region sequence-specific DNA binding. Bases 1069 to 5586 code for a protein of 1505 amino acids. NCBI's taxonomy places the organism in Eukaryota, Metazoa, Mollusca, Gastropoda, Planorbidae. Gene Ontology annotation, biological process: regulation of transcription by RNA polymerase II. Gene Ontology annotation, cellular component: nucleus.